UGCCUUCAAAGAUUUUCUGCUUCAUGAAUGCCUGAUCUCAGUUGGUAUUAUUUGUUGUUGCUCCUCUAAUGCUUUUCCUGCUCAAAUAAUAAUUAGUAGAUUAGUGAAACUUUUCAAGAUGCCCCACAGUCUCUCCAGUUCUCAUUUUCGUGAACUUCCCUGGGACAUAUCCUUCUCUGGAUCUGGAUUCCUGGCCACCUAUCAGCUGGGGGUUGCUCUGUGCUUUCUAAAGUAUGCACCCUGGAUUCUGGAGUCGGCCCCCCACAUCCUGGGUGCGUCUGCCGGAUCUUUGGUAGCAGCUGCUGUUGUCUGUAAAAUCAACCCGACUACCAUUCAAGAUGAGAUUAUUCUUUUUGCCAAACAGGUGAUGGCUUUCCCACUUGGACCGCUGAACCCCUCAGUCAGUGUUUUCCACUGGUUAGACAGUGUUUUGCGCAAACAUCUUCCUUCAGAUGCACACCAUCUAUCAAGCGGCCGCCUUGGUGUUGCUGUGACGCGUCUGACGGAUGGGAAGCACCUAAUUCUGUCAGACUUUCAGUCCAAAGAGGAUGUAGUGGAUGCUCUGCUGUGUAGCUGCUUUGUCCCUGGAUAUUGUGGCUUUCUGCCUCCACGCUUCAAAGGAGUUUACUACAUGGAUGGUGGCUUGAGUGGACUUCAGCCCUUACUGUCUGAGGCAUCCAGCUGCACUCUGACUGUGUGCCCAUUCUCUGGAGAAGCAGAUAUCUGUCCAGCUGACCCUACUUGUAUGAUGGAACUGGUAGCUACUGGAGCCGUUCUGAAGUGCAACAUUGCUAACAGCUUCAGAAUCCUCAAUAGUCUUUGCCCUGUGACAUUAGAGGCUGUAGAACAAGCCUUCCAUGCUGGCUACAAAGACACCAUCAACUUCCUUCAGAACAAUGAUGUUGCCCUUGCCAGGGUGGGGUCCAUUGUACCCCAAGUGUCCUCAAACUGUAAUUUGGCCAAUCCAAUGAUGGAUCUGAAGACAUCCAAAGUGGAAGAGCAGGAGACCACCAACCUGAGGAGAGCUUUAGAAGAACACAGAUCUAUGCAAAUGUUAAACUUCACUACAACAGAACCUCCAGGAGAUUCUUUACACGAUUUUGACAUGAUGAAGAAUGUUCUGAUGGGGAAUGUGACAACUUACCUGAGCAUGUUUGGGUUACCUGUGAGGAUCUUUUCCCAUCUGCUUCUACCUCUUGUGGUGUCAUUUUAUGCCGUGCUCCAAAGCAGACAAAGACUGAGGCUGCUCUUCAAAGAAUUCCCAAGGGUUGUUGUUUGGAGUUGGUAUUUUAUGAGACAGUUUGGAAACUUCUUCUUUGGAAUUAUCAUUUCUAGCCUCAAGAAGCUAAUAAAAGACCGGUUAAUCCAGAUCAUUUUGCUGCUGCAUUGGCUGAAGGUUUACACACAACAAGAGGUCCUGUGAGCAGAGAAGAAUUUAUCGCCACUCUUUGAAAAUGAUGACUCUGUAUCUCAGGGUAAUGGAAAAUGAUAAGGACAGGGAACAUCCCCUGCUCGAAUAGCAGAAAUGUAAAGACUGUAGUUUAGGCCAUGUAUAUUUUGGAUAGGAUGAUGUGUAAAUAUGCCUGUGAAGCAAAAAUCUUUUUUUUUCUUCAAAUUGCGUUAAAAAUAGCAAACAACAAAACAAAAAUAAACUUGAGUAUGGAUCUUGGUUAACCAGAGUCUGAAUUUAUGUUUUGUUUAAAUGCAGAAUUUCUCAAAAUUAAAUCAAUGAACGUCAUAUAAUAUGGUGUACCGCUGUCACUUUUCAGAUGUAAGGCCCGAACCAUCAAAGUUAUGUAGCCUGGAGUCAGUCAAUAAAAACUU
Molecule: messenger RNA, 1824 nt
Organism: Fundulus heteroclitus (mummichog)
Lineage: Eukaryota; Metazoa; Chordata; Actinopteri; Cyprinodontiformes; Fundulidae
Product: patatin-like phospholipase domain-containing protein 2
Exons: 9
Coding region: 119-1423 (434 amino acids)
Biological process (GO): triglyceride catabolic process; lipid homeostasis
Cellular component (GO): lipid droplet; cytoplasm; membrane
Molecular function (GO): triacylglycerol lipase activity
Source: RefSeq, a predicted model, not a curated record